GGGACAGGUUGCCACGUGCCAGGGGCUGAGGGUGGCUGCUGGGGGACCCACCGCGGCCGCGCUCACCCAGCCUGCUGGGCCAGCCUCUGUGCUAAGCCAGGCUCCUGCCUCCUUCGGUUGCAUCCUUAGAACCCUAGGCGGUAGGAAUAGUUAUCACUUCCAUUUUACAGGAGAGGAGUGCUCCGAGGUCGUCACUUAUCCAAGGUCCCAGGUUGUAGAAGAGUCAGGAUUUGAACCCAGGUCUGGUUCCAGAGCCUGGCUCUAAACGGCUUUGCUCCUGGGGAGAAGCACCACCCCUGCCCCUUUCCCCUACCUUCCUCCCCCCACUCUCCCCGUGACGUUCUGGGAACUUUGUGGCCUGUGCCUCCACCCUGCUAUGACAGUUCCUUUCAAGAGUCUAGAAUUUGGCAGCACCAGCUUUGGCAGGGGGAGGGGACGGAGAAAGGGGACAGGAUCAAGUGUCGGUACUUAAGCGGCAGGUGGUCAGUAUCGCUGACAGGUGGAGCUGAUGCAGGGUGCUGCCUGGAGUGUCUAGCGUGCCUUCACCCACCCCACCAUCAACUCAGAGGCUAGAGUGAGGCCAGCUGGACGGAGGCCCAGGAGCCAUGGGCGACUGGGGCUUCCUUGAGAAGCUGCUGGACCAGGUCCAGGAGCACUCGACCGUGGUGGGCAAGAUCUGGCUGACGGUCCUUUUCAUCUUCCGCAUCCUCAUCCUGGGCCUGGCUGGCGAGUCAGUGUGGGGCGACGAGCAGUCGGAUUUCGAGUGUAACACGGCCCAGCCAGGCUGCACCAACGUCUGCUACGACCAGGCCUUCCCCAUCUCCCACAUCCGCUACUGGGUGCUGCAGUUCCUCUUCGUCAGCACGCCCACCCUGGUCUACCUGGGCCACGUCAUUUACCUGUCUCGGCGCGAGGAGCGGCUGCGGCAGAAAGAGGGGGAGCUGCGGGCACUGCCGGCCAAGGACCCACGCGUGGAGCGGGCACUGGCAGCCAUAGAGCGACAGAUGGCCAAGAUCUCGGUGGCAGAGGACGGUCACCUGCGGAUCCGCGGGGCGCUGAUGGGCACCUAUGUGGCCAGCGUGCUCUGCAAGAGUGUGCUAGAGGCAGGCUUCCUGUACGGCCAGUGGCGUCUCUAUGGCUGGACCAUGGAGCCUGUGUUCGUGUGCCAGCGCUCACCCUGCCCCUACCUCGUAGACUGCUUUGUCUCACGCCCCACGGAGAAGACUAUCUUCAUCAUCUUCAUGCUGGUGGUUGGACUCAUCUCCCUGGUGCUCAACCUGCUGGAGCUGGUGUACCUGCUGUGCCGCUGCCUCAACCGGGGGAUGAGGGCCCGGCAGAGCCAGGACAUGCCCCCAGCCCAGGGCACCUCCUCGGAGCCUUAUCCUGACCAGGUCUUCUUCUACCUCCCCAUGGGUGAGGGGCCCUCAUCCCCGCCAUGCCCCACCUACAAUGGGCUCUCGUCCAGUGAGCAGAACUGGGCCAACCUGACUACGGAGGAGAGGCUAGCUUCUUCCAGACCCCCCCUCUUCCUGGACCCGCCCCCCCAGAGUGGCCGGAAAUCCCCCAGUCGCCCCAGCAGCUCUGCUUCCAAGAAACAGUAUGUAUAAGAGCCCGGGAAGUCUUGCUGCCUUUGGUGCAAGACUCUGCAGAGAUGACUGGGGCUGGGGAAGCAGGUGCUUGCUGGCCAGAAGGCCUCACUGCAUGUUGUUCUUGAACACCUGGGGCCUUCCUGGUGACCAGAGGGCACCAUAGUUUCCCCUCCAGAAUGUGGCUUUGUCCCAGGCACAGACAGAGGUAGCUUGGGGUGCUCUUGGCCAAGCGUGUUUGGGCACUGUGGUCUUUUUCACCGUGUUCAAAGGGACUCGGAGACAACUUACUCCACCCCCACCCCCGUGGAAGAUUCACCUCUGCCCAGGUUGUCCACACACCCUGUCCUCACAGAAAAAGGCUGGUCGAGGCUGCUGGGUCAGCCUUGAUCCCACACACAGACAGAGCCUGUGCUAGAUCUGGCCGUGUCAAGGGGACUGGGGUCUUGUUCUCAUCACUCCUUCCUAGUUCUGCUGUUUAUCCUUCUAAAAUAAACAGGACUUGACCACAA
Balaenoptera musculus (blue whale) is the source of this 2098-nucleotide messenger RNA. RefSeq names its product gap junction protein alpha 4 (gene GJA4). The transcript is spliced from 2 exons. Lineage: Eukaryota; Metazoa; Chordata; Mammalia; Artiodactyla; Balaenopteridae. Bases 606 to 1607 code for a protein of 333 amino acids. The record is from RefSeq and is a predicted model, not a curated record. Gene Ontology annotation, cellular component: connexin complex. Gene Ontology annotation, biological process: cell communication.